Molecule: messenger RNA, 6340 nt
Organism: Coccomyxa subellipsoidea C-169
Lineage: Eukaryota; Viridiplantae; Chlorophyta; Trebouxiophyceae; Coccomyxaceae
Exons: 27
Coding region: 1-6033 (2010 amino acids)
Biological process (GO): regulation of transcription by RNA polymerase II
Cellular component (GO): nucleus
Molecular function (GO): DNA binding; protein binding
Source: RefSeq, a predicted model, not a curated record
AUGCGGCUGAAGACCUCAAAGCUGUUGUUUAACGAGCCUGUUGAUGCUGUGGCCUUGGGGCUCGACGACUAUAACGACAAGGUCACACAGCCAAUGGACUUCGGGACGAUUAUGAGCCGGAUGUCACAAGGAGCAGAUGUUUACAAGAAGCCUUCAGAAGUGCUUCGCGACGUCAAUCUUGUUUUUCAGAACUGCUUCACUUACAACGACAGCGAGGCCGACACCGUAACUCGCGAUAUCUGCUCCGAAGUUCAGAGCACCUUCCAUAAAAAGUGGACAGAGGCAGGACUCAGCCUGGAAUUUACGGAAGAAUUCAGUCAGCAAACACCGCCCUCUGCUGCGAAAUCGGCCAAGAAUGGUGCCAUCACCUGGAGUUCCGAAACAGCUGUGCCUCCCGAGCUGUCGUACGAGGAAGGCAGCAAGAGGGAGAAGGUUUAUGUGAGGACUGGGCCUGUCCUCGACUGGACCAUUGACCGCAGCGAUCCUCUCUCUGUGUGGAUAGUGACGGGGAGCAGCUGGUACAGGCUCCACACGCCCGCGCCUGCCUACGCGAGCACAUACACCUCAGCGCAGCAGAAGGUGGAGAUGUGCGCGGUGGCGCUGCAGAUGCUGGAGCGCAAUGCCAAGCUGAUGCCCAGGACUGCCGCCACCGCAGCAGCAGCCGAGCUGGGCCUGGACGACGAUGACGCUGACAUCUCGUUCGCUGAGGAGCAGGUCUCCACCUGGACACAGGCGGAUGAUGUGCCAUCGGCAGCCGCCGGGCAAGGGGCGGGCAAAGGACGCAAGCGCAAGGCAGAGGGGGCCGGCAAGAAGCAGUCUGGCGACCAAUUCGCUCUCGGCCCAGGACAGCCGACGGAGAAUGGGGAUGAGGGCAUCGAUGAAGAGCUUGAUGUGGAGCUGGACGACUCUGAGGAGGAUGAUGGGGCCAUCGUCCGCAGGAAAAAGAAGCGACGACGUAAGAGGAAAAGCUCGGGCGCUGAUGGGCUGGGGGUGGAAAACGGGGGCACCCCUUUGGGCCGGAAGGGCAAGCUGGCGGCCGCGCGAGAGGCGGCCGCGGUGGAGGCGGCGGCAGAGCAGCGCGGUCGGUCCAAGCGCGAGCGCGCGGCCGACGCCGAGCGCGGGGCGCCUCCGGAGCCGACGCGGAGCUUCCGGCUUCCGCAGCAGUUGCUGCCUGACCUGCUCGCUGUUUGGGAGCUGCUGCAGACCCUGGCACCCGUCCUGCAAACGCCAUACCUGCCUCUGUGGCGGCUGGAGGCGGCCGUGUGCCCGGGCCCCAUCAAGGCAGGCGUUCCUGCUGUGCCCGGGUUUGAGGAGCCAGGAUCUGUUAAAGCGGGGGAAGAUGGCGAGGCAGCCACAGAAGCCACCAGGAAGUCAAAGCGCAACCGUGAGGAUGAGGCAGAGGAGGCGGAGACGCCAAUAGCGACGCCCAUCAAGCUGCGCAUCAAGAUGAGUGCAGGGAAGCACAAGGACAAGAAAACACCCUCAGGCUCGGCCGCACCCACUGGGGGCGUGGCGUAUAUUCCUCCCACAGACGAUGCUGGCUUGGCGUCUGGGCUGGUGCUGCGGGAGGUGCACUGCGCGCUGUUGCGCGGCGCCGAGGGCAAGGGCCUGAGCGCGGAUGGGGCCGAAGCCCCCCGCACCGUCAAGCUGGCGGCCGCCGACGCGCUCGCCACCACCUGGAUCGGCCGCGUUAGCAAGGCCGUCCUUGAUGCACCGCCCUUUGCUGUGGACGACGAUGCGCGGGAAGCUGCAGUGCACCUGGCGUAUGCGGAGUAUGAUGACCUGAGUGUGCUUGAGCGUAUCGCCAUCCUGCGCGGCCUGUCCGCCCUGGCCCUGAGCGCCGAUGCUGUGCGUGACUACAUCGCAGCGCGCCUCGAUGCCAUGCCCGCACCGGUGAAGCGCAAGAAAGAGGAUGGGGACGCUAAGGAGGGUACAAAGGAGGAGGAUGAGGCGGCCAAGAGCGCUGCGGCGCCGCCGGUGCCGGCAGCGGGGCCGUCCAAGAAGGCGGCGGCUGCGGCGAGCGCGGCCGGGUCGGCGGAGGAGUGGGAGCGGUGGAUGGAGGCGUGUCGCGUUGGCGUGCGCCGGCCGCUCGGCGCGGAUUUGCACAGGCGCCGCUACUGGGCCCUGGGCGGCCGCGCCUCCGCAUGGCGUGUGUAUGUCGAGGAGCCUGACAGCAGCCUCUGGGGCUGGUAUGAAGGCGACAAGGUGGUGGAGCUGUUGGAGUGGCUGCGCAAGGGCGCCAUCGAGCGCGAGUCGCCGCUGCUCAACGCGCUCGCGCAGGCACCCCUGCCGCGCAAGGCCGGCGCACCAUCCCACAACCAGAACAUCGCCGCCCCCGCAGGCGAUGAGGGCGCGGCUGCGGUGCUGACGGCUGCAGAGCUGGAGGCGCGGCGCUGGGACGGGUACAGGGGGAUGGUGGCGCCGCAGCUGCGCGGCGAGGGUAGCUGGCCCAAGGCCUCCCUGCAGGCAGCCUUUGAGCUGCGCAUGCAAGCCGCCGUCGACGCUAUGCUCAUGCGCGUCCCCUUCUGGUUUGCGGAGGAGGAUCAGGUGCAGCGGCUGCUGGGAGUGUAUGAUGCGAUGAGCUAUGCGCGGACGCCGAGCGAGAUGGCCAAGGCGCUGCUCAAGGUGGAGGCGCUUCUGACAGCGGCGGCCGCCAUGGGCAAGGCCUGGUACAAGCACUGGCAGACCAACUGGCAGCGCGCUGCCUCCUACUGCGUCGACUGGAAGCACGCCCUCCUCCUCACUGCAACCCUGCAGGUGCACCAAGGCCGGGACCGCAAUGCGUUUUCGCGGCCGGCCUUCAUGCGCAUAGCGGCGGAGGAGCACUGCCAGCUGUACUUCCCCGAGCACGGCGAUCAGGUGGUGCUGCUGCGCACAGGGCUGCAGUUCCACCUUAAGAAAUACAUGCAGACCCUGGGCCUGGCCCCCUUGGACCCCCCUCCCCCGCCCUCCCCCGGCAAGGAGGAUCCCCCGCCACACACGGCAGAGUCCUCCCCAGCUCCAGACACGCAAGAUGAGGAGGAGGCAGCAGAGGAGGGAGAGGAGGGCGAGGAGCCCAAGGCGGUGCAGGUGCCCCAGCAGCUGGAGCUGUCCCUCCCGGAGGACAUCAAGGACGAGGUCAAGGCCCAGUGGGAGGCCCUGACAUCCUCUGUGGACUCCCUGCGGCCCAUCGAGCGCUACCAAGUGGUCGGCAUCGCCUAUCGCAGGACGAUGCUGGAUGGGAGCGCUGCAGGGCCGCUGCUGGAUGGGUUCAGCGAGGAGGAGCUGCUGGCUGGCGGCGCUGCCUGGCCCUGCACCUGGAUCCUGCUGCAGCCCUCCAGCAGGGGCCCCCGCCACCAGUCCCCCGUCCAACCCAUCGCUGUGCCCCUGCGCACCGACAAUGCGCUGCCGGACUAUAUGGUGAAGGCGGAUCUGUUUGACAAGGGCAUGCACCGCAUGUGGAGCCCGGGUGACAGGUUCCGCAUGUACUUUGGGGGAAGGGCAGGCUCCAAGCAAGGGGGGGUCUACUAUAGGGGAGUGGUGUCGGAGGUGUUCCAGCAGCAGCCGGAGCUGGAGGCGCCGGAGGGUCAGUGGGCGGCAUACGACCCCUGGGAAGCCGUUGAGGUCGCUUGGGAUGGCAAAAGCGGCGGCUACGCAGGCCAGCUGGAGUGCGUGAACCCAUGGGAGCUGGAGAUGGACCCAGACUUUGAGCGCACAGAGGAGGAGCGGCAGCGCGAGCAGGACGCCGAAGCACGAGCACUCCGAGCGCAGGCCAUCGCCCUGCGCAGGCACGCCACCCUCCCAUCUGCUCUUGUCCCCAUGACUUGCCUGGCUUUGAUACAAUGGGAGGCUGAGGAGAGGGCGGAGGCUGAGAAGUUGGCACUGGAGAGAGCAGCGGAGGAGAAGGCCGCAAUGGAGAAGGCCCUUGCGGAGAGGGAGGAGCGCGCGCGAGCGGCUGCCACGCCCAGGCGCGCCUCGGCGGCGGCCACGGCCUCCCCCGCAGAGUCCGGCGACUCGGGCCCGCCCCUGUACAUGCCUGUGCAGCACCGCCCCGGCGACCAUGGAUCUGUGCCCUCUGAUGUGCUGGACAUGCUGAAGCCGCUGGGCAGGGAGCGGUUUUUGACGCUGCUGACCAACUGGAUGCGCGGCGUGCACGGUAAGUUCAAGGUGCCCAUCUUCGCGCACCAGGAGCUCGACCUUUACCGCGUGUUCUGGUCCGUCAUGGACAAGGGCGGCUAUGAGAUCGUCAGCGCCAACAAGCAGUGGAAGGAGGUGUGUCGCUGCCUGGGCGUGGACCUGCGUGGCCAGACGAGCGCGUCCUUCAACAUGCGCCAGAACUAUGAGCGGUGCCUGUUCGAGUUCGAAGACUACCUGUCGACGGGCGCGUAUAUCGCCGACAUCAACGCCGGCCGCGCGCCGUCGGCCGAUGCCAUUUUGCCCUUCCAGCCGCGCCACCCCAUCGCCUCCAUCCCUGUGCCGGGCGUCGCGCCAACGCGCCACACCCCCGCUCCCCGCGCUUCAAGUCCCCAGGAGCGCACCGUCACCACCCGUGGAGGUGAGGGCAGCAACAGGCGGGUGAGCUAUAGGGACAUGCUAGUGCACGACGAUGAUGACGAGGACGCUGACAUGGACGUGGACGACGGCGAUGACUCACCCGAGGCCACGCCGCCCCCCGUCCUGCGCCGGCCGGGGAGGAAGCCGAUGGGUGGCAGGGUGGCGACGCGGCGCUUUGGGCCGGCGCUGCACGGGCAGGGGCAGAACUGGGUGGGCAAGCUGGUGCUGCGCUACUGGCCCGACCAGGGCGGCUGGUGGGAGGCCAAGAUCGGGGAGUACUCCGCCUCGCGCUCCAAGCACCGCCUCAUCUAUGAUGCAGACACCGACAAGGAGAGCUUCGAGUGGGUAGACUUCAGGGAGCUGACGGACGAGGAGAUCAAGCCUCACUCGCUGCACCCGCUGCCCCUGCCAAAGCCUUCUGCGCCUGUGCAUAUGCCCAUGCUCAGUUCGCCCCUCACAGUUGCCCCAGUCAUUGUUCCACCUGUUCCAGGCACCACACCAGCUCAGAGCGCGGCAAUGACGGCCAUCGUGACAGCGUUGAGGGCUGGCCUGGAGCGAGAAACGCUGCAGAGGAUGGUGGACGCAGCUGAUAGCGCACUGCGCCUGACAGACGAGCAGCGCAGGCAGGCCGAGGGCCCUUCGCCUGCGCAGCUGCCCAGCGCAGAAGCAGCCGCCCCGCUUACAGAGGCAGCGGCUGGCCCGUCGCGCGGCCAUAGCAGGGCGGCAUCUGCAGCGGAGCCGGGUGAGGGUGGGGAGGGGCCCCACUCACGUGACGGGGAGUCGGCGGGCGUGGACAGCGGUGCAGCAGAGGCGCGGCCGAACGGCGGAGUCGGGCGCAUCUCGUUGCGCAUCAAGAUGAAGGGUGGGGACGCCUCAUCCUCAGACUUGCGGGAGAGGCUUCCACGCAAGAGGGGCUUGGAGGCAGCGGAGGGAACGCCCGAGCCAGAUGAAGCCGAGCAGCAGCAGCCGCGCAAGCGGCACCGGCUGGCAAUGGCAUCCAAAAGCGCGUCGCCCGUCUCGCCUGAUGCAGCAGCUGCCAGCCAAGAUGCUGAUGAUGUUGCUGAGCCGGCCAGCCGCGAGGGUGGGUCAGUUCAUGGCAAUGGCACUGUUGAGGCCGGGCCCGAGGAGGAGGUGGCAUCGCCCAGGAAAGAGCAGCCAGACAGCCACAUGUCAGACGCUGCGGUAGAGGGGGAUCAUGCAGGGUCUGGCCAGGAUGGAGGGGAGUCACUGGAAACAGCAGAGCUGUCCAGUGAGCCGGCUGAGCAGCAGGAGGGAGUUGCUGAGGAGGAGGAUCGGCAAGCGGGCCCAAUGGAUCAUGGUGGUAAUGAGGAUACAUCUGCAGGCGAUGUCAUGCCAGAAGGGAGGGAUGCUGCGCAGGAUCUAGCUGCAGAAGAUGGUAAGACGCCUCCGGAAGAUUCUGGACCAUCGGCUGGCGUGGCAGGGAAUACCGAAGCUUCUGAUGGGGAAGGUGAUGCAGCAGAUCACAUGGGCGACAGUUAGGCCCAUGAAUGCAUGGGUCAUUGACUGUGAACUUCGUGUCGCAGUUGGUUGAUGCUGAACGGAUGCACAGUAGGAGUGACAUGAUACUAUCUCUGCUGGUGCUACCUGGUAGCCUGACAGUCUUGAGGAAAAUUGUGCUGGGACACUUGUACCACCAGCAUGUACAGCUCCAUGCUUGUUUUUGGCAUGAGGUUAUGUUUUGAUGGGUAGCAUUCUCUUGUAUUGUUGGAGCCUGUUCUCAACAAAACAGCUGCAGCCCAAAGUCCACCACUGCGCCUUGUGCACACGUGUAGAUGGCAUGCUCCAU